AUGAAGGUGAUAACCGGAGGUCCGACGCCGGAAACGCACGGGAAAGCGUCUCUACACGCUGUGAAUUGGGUUAGCGGGAAACGGAAAAUCUCUUUGGAGUUCUUCCGGAAAAUUCAAAGGAAAGGAAAGAUAAAAUCAUCACCGGUCGUCUCUCCACGUGUACCGGCGACGAGAAAGAUCAUUAAAACUGUGAUGGCGACGAUCCCUCCCCAGUUUCCUUUGGAGAUCCGCUCGGCUCUUCGCUGGGCUUCCUCCACCGUCUAUUUCUUCCGCCCAAUCGUCACCGCCACUCCUUCGUUCCGUCACCGCACGACGGUGUUUCGACCGAGGGCCUUCUCCUCCACUGUUAAACUUCCCACGAAACCUUCGCUUUGCACCGCAGACGAGCUUCAUUACGUCUCCGUACCCAACAGCGAUUGGCGCCUCGCUCUCUGGCGUUACUUGCCUUCCCCUCAGGCCCCGACGAGGAAUCACCCGCUCUUGCUGUUGUCUGGAGUUGGAACUAAUGCCAUCGGAUACGAUUUAUCUCCCGGUUGCUCUUUCGCAAGACACAUGUCUGGCGAAGGAUUUGAGACGUGGAUUCUCGAGGUUCGUGGAGCCGGGUUGAGUACAAGACUCGUGGCGAGACUGACAGCGACGUUUAUGCGUUUGUCAGAAAGGCUCUCUGGCUUUCUCAGCGAAGGUCAGUCGGUGUUCAUGUCUGCUAAGUUAUUUGACAAAAUCGCUAUGCUUUUACAAGAUUCUCAGCUGUACGAGCGUUUUAAUGAGAUAAGAUCAAAGCUUUUGAGUUUGAUCGAGUCAAGGCAAAACUCAGGACUUGGGAACCAGAUCAGAGAACUGACCCAGGGCCUUGUGAAUCUUUUCGACGAUGGUCAAAAGUCUAUUGAGUAUGUGAGAGCUCAAAGCAAGCCCAAGGACGGUAAGCUAUUUGCAAUUGGGCACUCCAUGGGAGGUAUCCUACUCUAUGCAAUGCUGUCACGUUGCGCUUUUGAGGGACGAGAACCUGGCCUAGCAGCUGUGGCAACUUUGGCUUCAUCGGUUGAUUACACAACUUCAGACUCUGCCCUCAAAUUGCUCAUACCUCUUGCUGAUCCUGCACAAGCUCUGAAUGUUCCAGUUGUUCCUUUGGGUGCUCUGUUGGCUGCAGCUUUUCCUCUUUCAACGCGCCCUCCAUAUGUUUUAUCUUGGCUUAAUGAUUUGAUAUCAGCUGCGGAUAUGAUGCACCCUGAACAGUUAGAAAAACUUGUCUUGAAUAACUUCUGUACCAUACCUGCAAAACUUCUUAUUCAGCUGACUACAGCCUUUCGUGAGGGAGGCUUACGUGAUCGUAGUGGUGAAUUUUUUUACAAGGAUCAUCUUUCCAGUACCAGUGUCCCUGUCUUAGCUCUUGCAGGUGAUCGGGACUUGAUCUGUCCUCCUGUAGCUGUAGAGGACACUGUUAAGCUGUUUCCCGAGAACCUGGUGACUUACAAGUUACUUGGAGAACCAGACGGACCACAUUAUGCACACUACGAUCUGGUUGGAGGACGACUGGCAGUGGAGCAAGUCUAUCCUUGCAUAACUGAAUUCCUUAGCCACCACGAUUCUGCAUAAGUGAAACUUCGUGGGCUUCUCUUCUGUUCCUGGAAUGCUAUAUGCAUGUAGACGUUGCGCUAACAAGUGUGUGUAUCAGAAAGCGCCUGUUAAUAAGGAUGUCAUUUCCGUUUAAGACGUGUACAUUUAGUAAACUGUACAUUUUCUUAGGAGGCAAUUUUUCAAGUCAUACACCUGUAAAUUAGGAAAAGCACAGAAUGAAAUACUGGAAACUCAUGUUUACUGUGAUGAUUUCCCUUUGUUUUGUUGUGGCGCCGAGCCGUUUAAUUGAAAAUUGAAUCUUUCAAAGAAUUGGUGUGUUCCAUUGUAUCGCUUAGUUAUCUAUGAAGGCAAUCGUACAGACAUGAAUUCAUGUGUAAGUUUUCUGUCUUGGAUUUACCAACCACACAGCCCUACUUCUCUGUAAGGUGUGGGGAGACAUGAUGUAAUGACAAAACUGAAUUGUCCUAGUAAUUAACAACAGAGCUCUCUCUCUCUUGAGAGAUAUUGUCAUUCUACCAUCAU
This is a messenger RNA of Thlaspi arvense, 2097 nucleotides long. The record is from the annotation of a GenBank genome assembly. Lineage: Eukaryota; Viridiplantae; Streptophyta; Magnoliopsida; Brassicales; Brassicaceae.